CUCCGUAUCUUAUUUUUUUCGGCCGUGGGAGCCCCCAAGAUCCCCCGAAAGGUUUCCGUAGCCAUUUUGGCUCAAGAUCCAAGGUUCAAGGUCAUUUUCUCAGGAUCGAUUUCGAUUGCUGCCACGCCCGCAAAGUCGCGGCAUCAUGGCAGGAGACGAGACGCAGCCUCUGAAUGGUACGUCCGACGUUCCCCGCUCCAUGGGCAUGCUCGUUGCCGCCGCGGCCGCGGCGGGCCUCGUUUUCGGCGGCGCUGGCUUUGGAGCGGGCCUGAUGAUUGGCCGGCCGCACGCGGCGCGCCUGACGAUGAGCAACGGCGUGCUCUCGGCAGUCGCCGCCGACGGGCGGACGGCGUGCAAGAUCCCAGAGGGUUGGUGUAACGGCACCGACAUGCGCAAGGACGCGCUGUCGUACCGCGACUGCGACGGUGACGGCAUUCUGGACCCCUACUGCGAGGGGGGCCAGCUCCUUCGCUUCGGCUACAUCAGCUCCGCGAACGACUGCGCGGACAACUGGCCUACAGGCCUGUGUAAAAUCGCGCGUCACGCCGGCGAGAGGGCCGUCUCGAACGAGACCCACGCAGCCUCGAACGAGAUAACCAUCGUGCACUUCAACGACGUCUACAACAUUGCUGGCACGAUGGAGGAUGGCGUGCGCUUCGGCGGCAUGUCUCGCGCGGUGCACAUGCUCAAGAAGCUGCGCAAGCGCAACCCCGACCGCACGUUUGUGGUGUUCGCCGGCGAUUGCCUGUCGCCGUCCGUCUUGAGCGACAUGUUCAAGGGCGAGCAGAUGAUCGACGUGCUGAACGACAUGAAGCUGGACGCGGCCUCGCUGGGCAACCACGAGUUCGACUUUGGUGUGGAAUUGCUGGCCACCCGCCUUCAGGAGUCCAGCUUCCCCUGGCUCAACACCAACCUCAUGGACGAGAGUGGCCAGCUUCUCAAGCACACCACGGAGUACCUCAUCAAAUCCGUCGAGUGGGCGCCUCGGUGGGAGCCCGACCAGAAGCAGGAAAUCAAGGUGUGCUUCUUCGGCGUCGCGUACGACGUGAGGGAGACAAUGUUCAAAGACGUGGACAGGUUGACGUUCGAGAACGUACUCAACGCCUCCAGGAGGUCCGUGGAUUACCUCAAGAAUCAGGAGGGCUGCAAGGUGAUCUUGCCCUUGACCCACCAAUUCUCGGAGCAGGACUGCGAGCUGGCGAAGGAGCUCGGGGAUGACAUCGACCUGAUCCUCGGAGGUCACGACCACGCCACCGAGUUCACCUCAGUGUGCGGCAAGGCCCCGUACGUGAAGGCCGCCAGCGACCUGAAGACGCAGUGGGUGAUGACGCUUUGGCUCGACGACGACGGCAAGGUGGAGUCUGUCGACGGCCAAGAGUUCUCGCUGACGGACGCGGACCCCCACGACGAGGAGAUCCACGAGAAGAUCGUGAUGUGGGAGGAGAAGGCCGAGAAGGAGCUGGCCAAAUUGGUGGGCUGCCUGGGCGCCGAUCUGGACGCGGUCGCAUUUAACGUCCGCCGCGGGGAGACGACCAUGGGGAACUUCGGCGCGGACGCCGUGAGGGCGAUGCACAAGACGGACGUUGCGCUGAUCAACGGCGGGACCCUGCGCGGCAACAAGGUGUACUCUGCGGGCAAAGCCUCCCGCAAGGAUCUGCUCGAGAUACACCCGUUCGGAAACCAGGUGGCCAAGAUCUACGCCACCGGCAAGGAGCUCUUCGACUACAUUAACAUGAACCUGGACGGCUGGGACACGGCCUCGGGGGACUUCGUGCAGGUCUCCGGGCUCAGGUACGAGUUCGACCACGCCAAGCCCGCGGGCGAGCGCCUCCAGAAGCUCAUGACCGAGGACAAGAAGGAGGUGGACCCGGAGCAGAAGUUCACCGUCGCCAUCACAGAUUACAUGUUGUCCAACUCGCCUAUGCGCCACAACGAGUUGUACCAGAUGACGACCCUGAACGACGCGGUUCCUCUCUUCCAGGCUUUCGUGGAGGCCGUGUCGAACGCCGGAGAUGCUUGCUACACAGUGGAGCUUGACGGCCGCAUUAAGGACGUUGCAGCCUAGAGAGGCGCUGAUGAGCGCCAGGGAUGCCUGCUAAACCGCGGAGUUUGCGCCUUCUGAGUGGCAUGCGGCUGUGGCUCAAUAUUGUUCAGUCUAGUCUCGCUUUCCUUCUUCGGCCACCUCCCUCCCCUCCCCUCCCAUCCCUCUCUCCCCCUCCCGCGCCAGCGCUUUGCCGUGCACCCUCGCACGCUAGUUGUCUGAAUUUGGAGGCCCGGCGAAGCGCCGCGCACUUUCGUUCACACAAUUUGUAAGAGCUUCACGGAUUCCCAUCAUCAACGUACCAGACAUGGUGUUUUGAAAGGAUUCAGGAUUAUGCAGGUGCAACAGUUACGUUGGUUUGC
Prorocentrum cordatum is the source of this 2403-nucleotide messenger RNA. The record is from the annotation of a GenBank genome assembly. Lineage: Eukaryota; Dinophyceae; Prorocentrales; Prorocentraceae.